GGAGUGCAGUGGUAUGAUCUUGGCUCACUGCAACCUCCAUCUCCCAGGUUCAAGCGAUUCUCCUGCCUCAGCCUCCUGAAUAGCUGGGAUUACAGGCACGUGCCGCUGUGCCCAGCUAAUUUUUGUAUUUUUAGUAGAGACGGGGUUUCACCAUGUUGGUCAGGCUGGUCUCGAACUCCUAACCACAUGAUCCGCCUGCGUUGGCCUCCCAAAGUGCUAGGAUUACAGGCGUGAGCCACUGCUCCUGGCCAACAUCUGUUGUUUUUUGACUUUUUAAUCAUAGCCAUUCUGACUGGUGUGAGAUGGUAUCUCCUUGUGGUUUGAAUUUGCAUUUCGCUGUUGAUGAAUGAUGUUAAGCAUUGUUUCAUAUGUUUGUUGGCUGCUUGUGUGUCCCACUUUUUAAUGGGGUUGUGUUUUUUUUUCUUGUUGAGUUCCUUGUAGAUUCUAGAUAUUAGUCCUUUGUCAGAUGCAUGGUUUGCAAAUAUUUUCUCCUGUUGUCUGUUUACUGUGUUGAAAAUUUCUUUUGCAGUGCAGAAGCUUCUUAAUUUAAGUCCCAGUUCUUUAUCUUUGCUUUUGUUGCAUUUGCUUUUGAGGUCUUAGUCAUAAAUUCUUUGCCUGGGCCAAUGUCCAGAAGAGUUUUUCCUAGGUUUUCUUCCAGGUUUCUUAUAGUUUCAGGUCUCAUGCUUAGGUCUUAAUGUAAUACAUCUUGAGUUAAUUUUUGUAGAUGGUAAAAGAUAGGGGUCCUGGCCGGGCGCGGUGGCUCAUGCCUAUAAUCCCAGCACUUUGGGAGGCUGAGGUGAGGUCAGGAGAUCGAGACCAUCCUGGCCAACAUGGUGAAACCCUGUCUCUACUAAAAAAUACAAAAAAUUAGCUGGGUGUGGUGGCACGUGCCUGUAAUCCCAGCUACUCAGGAGGCUGAGGCAGGAGAAAUUGCUUGAACCAGGGAGUGGGAGGUUGCAGUGAGCUGCGAUCACGCCACUGCACUUCAGCCUGGUCAACAGAGCAAGACUCCAUCAAAAAAAAUAUAUAUAUAUAUAGGGGUCCGGUAUCAUUCUUCUACAUGUUGUCUAUCCAAGUUUUCCUGCACCAUUUAUUGAACAGGAUGUCCUUUCCCCAUGUAUAUUUUUGUUAACUUUGUCAAAGACCAGUUGAUUGUGGGUAAGUGGUUUUACUUAUGGAUUAGCUAUUCUGUUCCGUUGAUCUGUGUGUCUAUUUUUGUACCAGUACCAUGCUACUUUGUUUACUGUAGCCUUUUAGUAUAAUUUGAAGUCACAUACUGUGAUGCCUCCAGCUUUGUUUUUUUUGCUUAGGAUUGCUUUGAUUAUUCAGGCUCUUUUUUGGUUCCCUAGGAAUUUUAGGAUUGUUGUUUCUAAUUCUGUGAAAAAUGACAUUGGUAAUUUGAUAGGAAUUGUGUUGAAUCUGUAGAUUGCUUUGAACAGUAUGGCCAUUUUAAUGAUAUUGAUUCUUCAAAUCCAUGAGCACAGGAUGUUUUUUCAUUUGUUUGUGUCAUCUACCAUUUCUUUCAUCAGUGUUUUGUAAUUCUCCUUAUAGAGAUCUUUCACAUCUUUGGUUAAAUGUAUUCCUAGGUAAUUUUGUGUGGCUAUUGUAAAUGGGAUUGCAUUUUGUAAAUGGGAAUGCUAUUGUAAAUGGGAUUUGCCUUGGUUUGGUUCUCAGCUUGAACGUUAAAAGUAUAUUGAAAUAUUACUGAUUCUUUUACAUUAAUUUUUUUCUUAUUUUUCAAAUAUAUGUAUGUGUGUAUAUAUAUGUUUAUGUGUGUGUGUAUAUAUGUAUAUGUGUAUUUUUUUAAGCAGAGACAAGGUGUCAUCAUGUUGCCCAAGCUGGUCUUGAACUCCCAGGCUCAAGCUAUCCUCCCACCUCAGCCUCCCAAAAUGCUGGGAUUAUAGGCAUGAGACACUGUACACUAAUUUGUGUCUUGAAACUUUUACUGAAGUCAUUUAUCGAAUCUUUGGGGUUUUCUAGGUAUAAGAUCAUGUCAUCAGCAAACAGAGAUCAUUUGACUUACUCUUUUCCAGUGUGAAUAUCCUUUAUUUCUUUCUCUUGCCUGAUUGCUGUGGCCAGGACUUCUGGUACUAUGUUGAAUAGUAGUGGUGAGAGUGUGCAUCCUUGUCUUGUUCUAGUUCUUAGGGGAAUGCUUUCAACUUUUCCCCAUUCGAUAUGAUGUUGGCUGUGGGUUUGUCAUAUAUGGCUUUUAUUAUUUUGAGGUAUAUUCCUUUGAUGCCUGGUUUGUUGAGGGUUUUUUGGUUUUGUUUUUGUUUUUGAAGACAGGGUCUUACUCUGUCGCCCAGGCUUCAGUGCAGUGGUGUGAUCUUGGCUCACUGCAACCUCUGCCUCCCAGGCUCAAGCGAUCCUCCCACCUCAGCCUCCCAAGUAGUUGGGACUACAGGCACAAGCCACCACACCCAGCUAAUUUUUGUAUUUUUUGUAGAGACAGGGCCUCAUCAUGUUGCCCUAGCUGGUCUCAAACUCCUGGCCUCACGUGAUCUGCCUGCCUCGGCCUCCCAAAGUGCUGGGAUUACAGACAUGAGCCACCGUGCCUGGCUCCACUGCGCCCCAGCUUCUACCCGUGGUUUCUCUGACAGGUUCCAGCACUCUUCCCUCAGCCUUCCCCUCCAGCCACGGUCAUUCUCACCUGUAACUUUGGUUCUUUCUGCAGACAACGGGCUCUGCCAUCUCUAGUCGUCCAUCUUGGGGAAAAACCCAUCUGCUUCUCCUGACUGUGGGGUUUCUUCCAAGCUUAUGCUUGGGGAAUGAAGAACCUAUUUCUUAAAGUGCUUUUAAAUCACUCCUGAAAGGUCUGACUCUUAAUGAAGGAGUUUUGAAAUGUUAGAUUCCUGCCAUGCUUGGGCCGUGAAUGGCUGCCUCAUCUCACAGGACCAUUUCACUGGAACUGCGGCUUUCUCUUUUAAAAAAUUGCUCCUCAGAAUGGCUUCUUUCUUUAUUUCCAUCACUCACAUUUUAAAAUAGAUUUCUCAGGUCAACCUUUGUGAACAGAAAAAGAUGUAUUCCUUCAUGAUUAUUAGCAAAUAAUAAUACAAUCUUACUCUGUUGUUGAAACAUGUGUUUUUCCAUCCUUCUAAAGAAAACAGUCACUGUUUCUCGAGGCAGAGAGCAUGUGUUCUCUGUUAUAGAAAAGGUAAGAAAAGGACUGAGGCUGAAUUUGUUGUUAUUGACACAUGUACACCUCUGCCUUUUGUAAUGUGUGAAUCUGAGAAAUUCUAAAAGUGCUUUUUGAUUCAAGAAUGCCACACCUUACUGUGCUCUGUCUGUGUGAAGAAUAGUUUGUAUGUCUCCUUACAGACUCUGUAAGCCCCUAGGUGGCUGAGACUGCUGGAUUUCUUCUGCUGACCCUAGUGCAUCUCAUUACAGGUCUUCAACCUAAAAUUCUAUCUUACAAGAUCCUUGCCAGGAUUUAAGGAUCUUGAAUACCAUAGUGAAGUCUGUACAUGAAGAAGUGAUGCUUUUAGGGAGGAAAAAAAAGGUAAUACCAACCUUCAAGAGCCCCUACAUCUCAGCUCGGCAUAAACAAGGCAAGAUUCUGAGAGUGGCCGCCUCUGGAAGCAGAAAUUAUUCUUGUGGCUAUCCAUUGGCUCCUGAGGCUCUAAUCAGAGAUGGGGCCCCUUUAAUACCAGGGAGUGGCUAUUGCCCAUAAAGUACUGGACAUCAACUUUCAAGAGCAGCCCCAGCUCCUGAAGCUGCUGGUCCUGGUGCAUCUCCUGACUUUAAUGUAGAAGAUAGCAGAGCUUUGGCGACGUUGCAACAUAAGAAUUGCAGAGAGGUGUAAUCCCAGUAGAAGACUGAAUCAAGAGACUCAAAAAGGAAGUUAUGGCUUCUCAGAAUGCUGUUUUUUCUCAGGAGGGGAACAUGGAGGAGAAAGAAAUGAAUGAUGGCUCACAGAUGGUGAGAUCUCAGAUGUGGAGGUCUGUGUGCUCGCCAUUGGAUCUCGGCAAGGCUAUGACUGGAGGAUGCAAAGCUUUGUGACUUUCAAGGCAGAUCAUAAAUGGCAGUAAGACUUCUACCUCAUUCUGUUGGGAUGCUUACUCUAAACCCGGCCACCUUGUCAGGAGGAAACCCAGACAGCCCAUGGAGAAGCCCACAUGGAGAGGAGCCAAGGCCCACAGCCCUAGCCGAGCUCCCAGCUGAAAGCCAGCACCAAUUUGCCAGCCUUGAAUCACUGACGUUUCAGGAUGUGGCCGUGGACUUCACCAGAGAGGAGUGGGACCAGCUGUACCCUGCCCAGAAGAACCUCUAUCGAGACGUGAUGCUGGAGAACUACAGGAAUCUAGUUGCACUGGGGUAUCAGCUUUAUAAGCCAGAGGUAAUCGCGCAGUUGGAGCUAGAGGAAGAAUGGGUGAUAGAAAGAGACAGCCUGCUGGACACUCAUCUGGAUGGAGAAAACAGACCCGAAAUCAAAAAGUCAACCACAAGCCAGAAUAUUUCUGAUGAAAAUCAAACCCAUGAGAUGAUAAUGGAGAGACUCGCAGGAGACAGCUUCUGGUACUCCAUCCUAGGAGGACUCUGGGAUUUUGAUUACCAUCCAGAGUUUAACCAAGAAAACCACAAGAGAUAUUUAGGACAAGUAACUUUGACCCACAAAAAGAUCACACAGGAGAGAAGCCUUGAGUGUAAUAAAUUUGCAGAAAACUGUAAUCUGAACUCAAACCUUAUGCAGCAGAGAAUUCCUUCCAUUAAAAUACCUCUGAAUUCUGACAUACAGGGAAACAGCAUCAAACAUAAUUCAGACUUGAUUUACUAUCAGGGAAAUUAUGUAAGAGAGACUCCUUAUAAAUAUAGUGAGUGUGGAAAAAUCUUCAAUCAACAUAUUCUUCUUACUGAUCAUAUUCAUACUGCAGAGAAACCCAGUGAGUGUGGGAAGGCCUUCAGCUACACCUCAUCUCUUACCCAGCCUCAGAUGGUGCUUACAGGAGAGAAGCCCUAUAAGUGUGAUGAAUGUGGAAAAAGAUUCAGCCAGAGGAUACAUCUCAUUCAACAUCAGAGAAUCCACACAGGAGAAAAGCCUUUUAUAUGCAAUGGAUGUGGGAAAGCCUUCCGUCAGCAUUCAUCCUUUACUCAGCAUCUGAGGAUUCAUACUGGAGAGAAGCCCUAUAAAUGUAAUCAAUGUGGUAAAGCUUUUAGCCGCAUCACAUCCCUUACUGAACAUCAUAGACUUCAUACCGGAGAGAAACCUUACGAAUGUGGUUUCUGUGGCAAGGCCUUCAGUCAGAGGACACAUCUGAAUCAACAUGAAAGAACUCAUACAGGAGAGAAACCCUAUAAAUGUAAUGAAUGUGGGAAAGCCUUUAGCCAGAGUGCACACCUUAAUCAACAUAGGAAAAUCCAUACUCGGGAGAAAUUAUGUGAAUAUAAAUGUGAGCAAACUGUUCGCCACAGUCCUUCACUUAGCAGCACAUAACUCAUGGUGGGGGAUAUCAGAUAAAUAUAUAAAUGUAGGAGAUUUUUUGGUCAGACCUUUUUAUCCCAUUCAAUAUCAAAUUAUUCAUAGUGGAGAGAAAGCUUUAUACAUAAACUUUUUUUUUUUUUUUUGAGACUGAGUCUCACUCUGUCACCCAGGCUGAAGUACAGUGGUGCAGUCUUGGCUCACUGCAACCUCUGCCUCCUGGGUUCAAGCGAUUCUCCUGCCUCAGCCUCCUUGAGUAGCUGGGACCACAGGUACGCACCACCAUGCCCAGCUAAUUUUUUGUAUUUUUAGUAAAGACGGGGUUUCACCAUGUUGGCCAGGCUGGUCUCGAACUCCUAACCUCAGGUGAUCCACCCACCUCGGCCUCCCAAAGUGCUGGGAUUACAGGCGUGAGCCACUGCACCCGGCCAUAAACUUUCAAUGCGUAGAAACCAAAUUAAUUUAGACUUUAAACUAGCAGGAGGGAUUAUAAAAAGAAAAAAUAAUUUAUUUUACAAAUGAGAUUAUAUUUGGAGUCAUGUUCCAAAUCUGAUAUAAAACUUUUUUAAAAAUCAGAAAUCCUUAUCCAGGCAUGGUGGUGCACACCUGCAAUCCCAACUACUCUGGAGACUGAGGCAUGAGAAUGACUUGAACAUGGGAGGUGGAGGUUGCAGUGAGCUGAGAUCAUGCCACUGCACUCCAGCCUGGGCAACAGAGCAAGACUCUGUCUCAAAAAAAAAAAAAAGAAAGAAAAGAAAGCCUAUAGGCAACAACUUGUAAUUACUCAUCUGUAAGUUUUAUGGUAUAAAACUUUUUUUUUUUUUUUUUAGAGGCAGAGUCUCGCUCUGUCACCCAGGCUGGAGUGCAAUGGCGCGAUCUCGGCUCGCUGCAACCUCCACCUCCCGGGUUCCAGCGAUUCUUCUGCUUCAGCCUCCCGAGUAGCUGGGACUACAGGUGCAUACCACCACGCCCGGCUAACUUUUUUUUGUAUUUUUUAGUAGAGACAGGGUUUCACCAUAUUGACCAGGCUGGUCUCAAACUCCUGACCUUGUGAUCCGCCCACCUUGGCCUCCCAAAGUGCUGGGAUUAUAGGCGUGAGCGACUGCACCUGGCAGUUUAUGGUAUAAAACUUAAAUCAGAAAUUUUGAUUAAUUAAAGACAAUGCUGGCUGGGGGCGGUGGUUCACGCCUAUAAUCCCAGCACUUUGGGAGGCCGAGGUGGGGUGAUCACCUGAGGUCAGGAGUUUGAGACCAGUCUGGCCAACAUGGUAAAACCCCAUCUGUACUAAAAAUACAAAAAUUAGCUGGGUGUGGUGGUGCACGCCUGUAGUCCCAGCAGCUUGGGAGGCUGAGGCAGAAGAAUUGCUUGAACCCGGUAGGCGGAGGUUGCAGUGAGCCAAGAUCAUGCCACUGUACUCCAGCCUGGGCAACAGAGUGAGACUGUCUCAAAAAAAAAAAAGUCAAAUUUAAAAAUAAAGGCAAUGCUGUAGUGCAGCCAGUCACAUUAACUUGAAAUAAACAUAAAAGAGCAAUAUUUCACGAACAUCA
Messenger RNA from Pongo pygmaeus (Bornean orangutan), 6963 nucleotides. It is a transcript of the gene ZNF713, whose product is annotated as zinc finger protein 713. NCBI's taxonomy places the organism in Eukaryota, Metazoa, Chordata, Mammalia, Primates, Hominidae. Gene Ontology annotation, biological process: regulation of DNA-templated transcription. The transcript is spliced from 6 exons. The record is from RefSeq and is a predicted model, not a curated record. The coding region runs from base 4019 to 5431 and encodes 470 amino acids.